AUGUCCUCCCACAAGAAAAACAAUCUCCCAUACAUCCACCGCUAUAUCACCACCCACAGUUCCGAAGGCGAAGCAGUGUUUGUCUCCCAUGCACAGAUACCGAAUUACAUGCCAUCACAGCCAGCCGGCGAAGAUGGCGAGAUAGCACUUCUUUACGGUACCACAAGUGUCCCGACCGUUAUCGACGACGAAGCCGACAUAGCGAUGUACGACGAAUUUCUCCACACACCACCAGGACUUACAACAGAGUCGGGCACUAUGUUCAGGAUGAUCGAUCUUCUACCUGGUAAGAUUACUCCCAUGCACCGUACCGUCAGUAUUGACUACGGGGUGGUGGUGGAGGGGGAAGUCGAUUUGAUACUGGACUCUGGGGAAAGUCGUCAUCUCCGGCGGGGCGACGUGAGUGUACAGAGAGGCACGGCACAUUCAUUUCGGAAUCGAAGCGCGUCAGAGUGGUGCCGAAUGCUGUUUGUCUUCUUGCCAAUGCAGAAGAUCACAAUCAAGGGCAAGGAAAUGGGCGAAGAGGUAUAUGAUGAGCCUUAUGAGAAGCCGGGGGAUGAUUAA
Molecule: messenger RNA, 564 nt
Organism: Penicillium brasilianum
Lineage: Eukaryota; Fungi; Ascomycota; Eurotiomycetes; Eurotiales; Aspergillaceae
Source: the annotation of a GenBank genome assembly